GGGCGCUGUCCUCUAACCUACGCGUCCCAGCAACAGGGCGCCGUCAUUGCUCAGAAUCUGCCUUUUCCUCAACUUUUUGUCCGCCGCUGUUAUUAGGACGAGCGGAAGGGAAGUAGCGGCAGGCUAGCGCCGGUUAGCCGGUGGAAGCGAUUUCUGGUUGGAAACAUUCAGCUGUUUUUAAAGCCGUCCUUUUUUAGUCUUUUCUUUGGAAACGACUUCGUCUGACAUUUUCCCUCAACGGAAAGGAUGCGAGUUCGCCCCCGGCCGCCUCGGUGUUGGCUCCAGCGACCCUCCAGCUUGACAACACCGAGCUUUGUGUGACUCUCCCGGGACUUCUUCGUUUGGGACGAGGCAGCCUUCGGUCAACGGAGGAGCGGAGACCCGGGAGACGCUCCGACCGGCUCUGAAAGCGUUUUUAUAUAGUUUCCAACGGUCGCGGGCAGAACCGAGGACUCCAGCAGGACAAUGAGACAACGACCCGUAGAAGAAGAAGGUGCUGCUUGGUGAGACCGGCGGUGGCGGUGCGGCAUGCUGAGGCCACUCCCCCUGGCUCAGGAUGAGUGUCAUAGAUGGCCCUGCCACCAUGGCAACGAAUGGAGUUGGAGGGGGGGGCGGGCCAGUCGGCCCAGGUGGGCCUAAGGAUGAUGAUGGCCGCACAUACCUGCUUCAGAUCUAUCCGCGGCUGGCCGGACAGUCGUCUGCGUGCUGCGACCUGAGGGUGCAGAAGGAUGCAACGGCAGCCUCUGUGAUCUCUGAAGCGGCGGCAGAACUGGGGCUGGACCCCGGCCGUCUGUACGUCCUGGCUGAGGUGAAGGAGUGCGGUGGGGAGGAGUGGGUGCUGGAGGCUGCAGACCAGCCCGUUCAGAGGUUUCUGCUGUGGCCCCGGAAAGCGCAGGAAAAGCAUCCUCAGAGCUUUGGCUUUUACUUCCUGCUUCAGGAGAGGAAUAAUGAUGGCUCCAUCCAUUACGUACACCUCCCACCUUUGACCAAGGAGCAGGAGGCGCAGCGGCUUGCUGCCAGGGGCUUUCUUCCUCCGCCUCAGGAUGAUUUUGCAGAUCUCUGCAACCUCCCCGUCCUCAAUGAGGACCGCAUAUUAAACAAUCUGCGCUCACGCUUCUAUAAGAAAAAGAUCUACACCUACGCAGGCAGCAUUCUCAUCGCCAUCAACCCCUUCAAGUUCCUCCCCAUCUACAACCCCAAAUACGUCAAGAUGUACGAGAACCACCAGCUGGGCAAACUGGAGCCUCAUAUUUUUGCCAUUGCAGAUGUGGCUUACUAUGCAAUGCUCAGGAAGAAAAUCAACCAGUGUAUCGUCAUCUCUGGGGAGAGCGGCUCAGGCAAAACCCAGAGCACCAACUUUUUGAUCCACUGCUUGACCGCACUUAGCCAAAAGGGCUACGCCAGCGGAGUGGAGAGGACCAUUCUUGGAGCUGGACCAGUUCUAGAGGCCUUUGGUAACGCCAAGACUGCCCACAACAACAACUCCAGUCGAUUUGGCAAAUUCAUUCAGGUGAACUAUCUGGAGAGCGGAGUGGUCCGAGGCGCUGUGGUGGAGAAGUACCUCCUGGAGAAGUCUCGCCUGGUCUCCAGAGAGAAGAACGAGAGGAACUACCACGUGUUUUAUUACCUGCUUUUGGGUGCUUCAGAGGAAGAAAGGAAAGAAUUCAAAUUGCUGCCACCUGAAGAAUAUUCCUACCUCAAGCAGGAGAAUUUCAAGAUUGAGGAUGAGGAAGAUUUGCGUCAUGAUUUUGAACGGCUGCAGCAGGCGAUGGAGAUGGUUGGCUUCCUUUCAGCCACCAAGAAACAGAUCUUUUUGGUUCUUUCUGCAAUCCUUUAUCUGGGUAACGUGACAUACCAGAGGAAGUCAAACGGCAGAGACGAAGGCUUGGAGGUGGGGCCCCCGGAGGUCCUAGCAACCCUGUCUGACCUUCUGAAGGUUAAAGAGGAGCUGCUGGUUGAAGCACUGACCAAGAGGAAAACGGUGACGGUCAAUGACAAGCUCAUCCUGUCCUACAGCCAGUCUGAGGCCAUCACAGCCAGAGACUCCAUGGCCAAAUCCCUGUACAGUGCCUUGUUUGACUGGAUUGUCCUUCGCAUUAACCAUGCAUUACUCAACAAAAAAGACAUGGAGGAGUCUGUCCCAUGCUUGUCCAUCGGUGUUCUGGACAUUUUUGGCUUUGAGGACUUUCCCAACAACAGCUUUGAGCAGUUCUGCAUCAACUAUGCCAACGAGCAGCUGCAGUAUUACUUCAACAACCAUAUCUUCAACCUGGAGCAGGAGGAGUACCAAUCAGAGGGAAUCACCUGGCACAACAUCCACUACACAGACAACGUAGGCUGCAUCCAUCUCAUCAGCAAGAAGCCCACAGGCUUGUUUUACCUACUGGACGAGGAGAGCAACUUCCCACAUGCCACGGAUGAGACCUUGUUGGCUAAAUUCAAGCAGCAGCACCUGGGCAACAAGUACUUUGUGCCCACGCAGGUCAUGGAACCGGCCUUCGUCAUUCAGCACUUUGCAGGGAAAGUCAAGUACCAGAUUAAGGAUUUCCGUGAGAAGAACACUGACCACAUGCGUCCAGACAUCGUGGCGCUGCUGAGGAGCAGCGACAGCGCCUACGUGCGGCAGCUCAUUGGGAUGGACCCCGUGGCCAUGUUCCGAUGGGGCAUCUUACGCGCCACCAUCAGGGGUAUUUCUGCUUUUAACGAGGCUGGACGCUCCUGGGCGGCUAAGACGUCAGGCGUUGUCCGUUCAAAAUCCAGAAGUCCUCUGAGCGAGCUUCAGCGGCCCAAUACCCCCAUAGAAAAAAUGUACAAACGAGCCUCUUUGCUCGAUUUCUACUUUGAUCACUCUGAGGAGCGCCCUCUAGAGGCCUUUGAAGACAUCUUUGCUAGCUAUGAGAGGAAGAAAGAAAUGCAUGCAGAGAUGAUCAGCUCCAUUAAGAACUUGCAGCUGGAUGGGGAGGACCCGCGCAAGCUGCUGCAGUCAUGGGGUCGCCUCCGCUUCCCCCGACACAUCCUCCAGAAAAAUAAGAGCAUCAAGCAGAAACAAGCCAUCCCAAAGAGUCUGCUGGACUCACGGUCUUUGAAGCUUAUUGUGAGUCUGACCCUCCAUGACCGCACUACCAAGUCUCUUCUGCACCUUCACAAGAAGAAGAAGACUCCCAGCAUCAGCGCUCAGUUCCAGAACUCUCUGACCAAACUGUUGGAGACUCUUAAUAAGGCUGAACCUUUCUUCAUUCGCUGCAUCCGCUCCAAUGCUGAGAAGAAGGAGAUGCAUCUGGACGAGGCGCUGGUGCUGCAGCAGCUGCAUUACACAGGGAUGCUGGAGACGGUUCGCAUCCGGAGGUCAGGCUAUGGAGCCAAAUACCACUUCCAGGAGUUCAUUCAGCAGUUCAGAGUUCUGCUGCCAAAGAACCUCUCGGAUUCUAAAGAGGACAUCUCUUUGCUACUUGAGAAGAAAGUGGGCCUCGACCCCACCAUGUACCAGAUCGGCAAAACCAAGGUGUUUCUAAAGGAGCUGGAGAGGCAGAAGCUCUUGGACAUGCUGCACAAGGAUGUGAUGCAGAAGAUCAUCUUCCUACAGCGCUGGUUCAGAGCUCGCCUGCAGAGGAAGCAGUUCCUCGAGAUGAAAGAAGCAGCUGUCGUAAUCCAACGCUCGUGGCGUGGGUUCUGCAAAGAUGAGCAGAUGCGACACGCAGCCAAGUUGAUCCAGAGCUUGUGGAGGGGCCACAGACAGAGACUCAAGUACCAACGACAAAGACGAGGAGCCACAAAGAUACAGGCGCUGGUCAGAGGACACUCUGCACGAAGACGAUGUCACUCCAUACGAGAGGAGAAACGAAAGAAAGAGGUGGAAGAAACUGAGAUGAAAAGGAGGGAAGAGGAGGAAGAGGCAAGAAGACGAGCAGAAGAAGUUGCAAGGAGACUGGCUGAGGAGGAGGAACGGAAAAGAGCUGAAAAACUGAGAGAGGAAGAGGAGGAAAGACCGGCUGGAGAACCUCAGACGAGAGAAGAUCCAGAUAUAGAGCUGCUAGCAGAGGAGACGCUGGACAGAAACCUCCCUGUCCUGGAAGUGCAGUUGGAAGAGGACAACGAGGAAAGAAAGCAGCAGAGCGAGGAUGAGGAGCUCAGGAAAAGGUCUGAGGCUGGACCUCAUAUGGGUGAGGAUGAGGAGGAAGAGCACCAACAGUCCGACUCAGAGGGAAACGCAUCCUCUGCUCUUCCAUCCUCAUCUUCACCUGAGCAGAAGGAUGAAGAGGCCAGCGGAAACUCCACAACUUCUGCUGAAGAAGCUGGACAGAAGAAGGAACAAUUUCAUCCCAUCAUGCGGCGUGUUUCCUCCCGGAACCAGGAGAAAAGGGAGCUGAGGAGACAGAGAGGCUUGGAGCACAAUCAGAGAGAGACUGAACGUGCCGCCUUGACUUCCUCCUCCUCCCCCUCCUCCUCGGCCACAAGCCAAGACAAGACGUCUUCGAGGAGCAAAAGCCAGGAGAGCUUGGUACUGAAGGAGCGGUCAGAGAGCAAGGAGCUGGACCAGUACACCUUUGUUGCUUGGAAAGUGAAGGAAGACAAGGGAGGCAAAAAGGAACCUAAACUACCUUCCGCCAACCCCACCCGUCCAUCUUUUCUACCCCUUCAGUCAGCUGACUCUGAAAACCAGAAAAACGAACUAGGCGAGGGUUUGGGGGCUAUAAAUCUGCAUCGCCGUCCAGGAGCCAUGAAGGAAAGGCCAGAAAAAUGGAGGGGAAAGAGGAGUAAUGGGGAGAUCCCCUCAGAGACCUCCUCUGCUGCGCCUCCAAACAAAGAUGAAAGGAUGAAAGAGGCUCUUGUAAGCAAAGCUGCUGCUCCAUCCUCUGACAGAUUGUCCCCCGGGUCUGAAGGAGCUAACUUUGUCUCAGACAGAGAGCAGGUUCUUUCCUCGUCAGAGAGUUAUGCCGACGGCUCCAGAGGAAGCUCCUUCAGGAGAAAGAGCCACGAGAGUUCUGCUAGCCAAGACUCCGCCCACUCUUUCCCAGUCACACCUGACAGGUCAGGUGGUUUUCUCAGCAAAAUCCUAAAAAAACGACCCCACAGGGAGGCUCAAACUCCAGAUAACGGCGAGCUGACAUUGGCUCAGAGUCUCAGUGACAAGUCAGCCUCAGGAGAAGGACACUCAUCCAGGUCCGUUUCCCAGCCCCACAUGGACCAUCCUGGGAAGACGAUGGGCAGAAACCCCUCCAUUAAGAUCAGUCGGGCCACACGGGUCUCUGAGCAGCUUAGCGCCUCGCUGGACCGAGAAAUCACAAACACCAACGAGCUGCGACACCUCGAUGAGUUUCUGGCCAACCAGGUUAAUGAUUUCCGCUCCAGAGGCAAGCCCCUGUCAGAUACGGAAGCCAUCUUUGUCUCAGCCACCAAAGAGUUCAGGGAAACCAUCAAGUCCAUGUAUUCUGUUCCUAAACUAACAACUGGCUAUAAAGGCCUGAUGGCAGGUUACCAGAACAAAGUCAGCCACCUAGCAGGCAGCAAAAACAAGGAAGAAGUCAAGCUGGUGGUCAACCUCUUCCAGACCAUGCUGGAUGGCUUCAUCAGAGGAGAGAUCAAGAAGGAGGAAGCUGAGCCUGCAAAGCCUCUGAAAACUCGAAAGAAAAGAAGAAAAAAGGACAAAAGUAUGGAGAGUCCUCUGGAUCACGUUUUCAUUAACUAUCAGGUCAGCAUUGUGCAGUCAUGUGACCAAUGCACCUCCUACAUCUGGGCCAUGGAUAAAGCCUACAUGUGUAACUAUUGCAAAAUGGUUUGCCACAAGAAGUGCCUCUCUAAAAUAGUGACUGACUGUUCCUCCUUCUGUGCCAAAAAGAAUGAGGAGGAGUUCAGCGGCCAGCACUUCGGGGUGAAGGUGUGUCACCUGGUCAGUGAGAAGAAUCCGGUUCCCACGGUGCUGGAGAUGAUGCUGGAGCACGUGGAGAUGCACGGCCUCUAUACAGAAGGCAUCUAUAGGAAAUCUGGAUCUGCCAACCGCAUGAAGGAGCUGCACCAGCGCUUAGGGACCGACCCCCAUCUGGUUUGCCUGGAGGACGAGCCCAUCCACACAGUGACAGGCCUGGUGAAGCAGUGGCUGCGGGAGCUGCCAGACCCUCUGAUGACCUUCACGCUGUACAACGAUUUCCUGCACGCAGUCGAGCUGCCAGAGAAGCAGGAGCAGCUCCAGGCCAUUUACAAGGUGCUGGAGCAGCUUCCCUCCUCAAACUUCAACACGUUGGAGCGACUUGUGUUUCACCUCGUCAGGGUCGCUAAAGAAGAGCCUCACAAUCGCAUGUCCUCCAACUCGUUGGCCAUCGUGUUUACCCCGUGCGUCCUGCGCUGUCCAGACAGCGAGGACCCCUUCCUCAGCAUGAAUAAUGUCAAAAAAGCAACCAUGUGUUUGGAGAUGCUCAUCAAUGAGCAAACCAGGCGCUACAAUGAAAAAAUGGAGGAGAUUGAGCAGCUGGAAUAUGCUGAAGCUCUGGCCGUCAACCAGCUGAAGCUCCGCAGACAGAACACGCCCUUCCUGCAUUUACCUCUCAGAUUCUCAGCUCCUUACAAAGGAGUGGUGAUGCACGAGAAGGUGAACUCGGAUCUCAGCGUGGUUCCGGAGAACGAGCCGCUGGACUCGGACACGGAGGCCGAAAACAGCCUGGUGGAACGCAUCAAGUCCAUCAGACACGAGAAGGACGACCUGGCCUGCAGACUGCCAGAGAUGGAUCAGCCUGGUUCUGACCAGGAGAACCUGGACUCGGAAGCCUCGCUGAGCUCAGAGAGUCUUCUGGAUGAACAGCAGCGUACGACCUACAGCUCGGAGCCGGACGGUCGAAGUGGCCAACAGAUCAGGAGACACAGACCAGUUUUUCCUACCAGACCGUCAGACCUCACCCAAAGGUCCAAAAACCCAGACCCGUCCCCGGGAAGCCUCACUCCUUCCAGCUCCACCUCCUCGCUGUCGAGCUGCACGUCUACGACGUCCGAGUCCUCCAAGUCGUUUGUACGGCUUCAGCUGCACCGCCGCAGCCCCAUCAUCCCAGACACGGUGAAACUCCCCCUGGGCGUCCUUUCCCAGCCGGCCGGCUCGGGUCCGCCUCAGACCAGCUCUCCUCUUGGAACUAUAACAUUUCAGAAUGCGGUCACCAAGAGAGGAAACGCCGCCCGGCGCAAAGACAGCACCCGCUCGCUGGUCAUCGACAGCUCCGAGUGUGACAAGUUUAGGAAUUUCUCCUCGUGCCCUCCUUCAGCUUCCUCCUCCUCCUCCUCCAUCUCCAUGGUUACGCCGUCUCCUCCGCUCCAGCAACUCAAGAUAGGUACCUCAGCAGGACACAGACGCUUUUCUGACCCAGACAUACCGUACAUGGAUGAGGAUGUCUGACCGGGCCGGACGACGCUCAUUUAGGAGCUGGAAAGAUCCAAAUCCCAGCAGACAAAGGAGCUGUGUGUGUGUUUGUGUGUGUUUGUGCACACGCACUUUGUUUGUCCCACAGCUUCACAGACUGGUUUUCAGAAAGGUCUUUAGAUCAAAAUAACUGGACAGGUUGUUGCCAAGCACCUUUACUAACAUUUGAAAAUGUUUGGGUUUCCUGAACCUUGAGCUGCGUCUUCCGCAGUUUUUUUUUUUUUUUUUUAUUUGUGCUAAAUUGAAAAAAUGAUUGCAGGUUUCAUUUGCACUCUCCCUUCCUUUGUUUUUGUAAGGAGUAAAACUGCUCACUGAACGGCGACUUAGUGCCUUUUCCAUCCAGUUGAUUAUAUUUCCCAUAAUGCUAAGGGAGGGAGGGAAAGCCGGGACUUGUGUUUUUAUUGCGCUGAAGUGGCCAAAGUGCCUUCAUCCUGAGGACAAACUUCUUCUUUUAGCUUCUGCACCACCACAUGUCACUGCUUUUAGACGGCAAAGGGAAACGGGAGCAGCACACGCCACUUUCUCCAUGAAACGAAAACACGCCGCCAUACCUGUGAGGCUUCCUGAGCGCAGCCUCUCCCCAAACGAACGCACGCGUGUGGACAGACCACGUUCUGCUGGCCGAUGUACGAAAUGUAAUACUAAUGCUUCCUGUCUGGGUUUUAAGGACGACGUCUGCCGUCUUAUCAGUGAAUGUCUGAGUGAUUCCAGCUGUUGUUGGUAUUAAGAAGAAAAUACACAACGUGAUGCUUGUAAUUCCCUCCAUUGUGUCUUUAAUGCGUAGAGAUGCUGAACGUGUAGGUCUGUGAGGAGAAGCAAAGGAGAUUGAAGGAGUCGGAGCAGCUAAGGGUAAAGAAAUGGAGACAGCUGAGCUGAUCCGUUGGGAUUUUUCUGCCUUUUCUCCCUCAAGCUGCAAAAUGAGUCUAUGAUCCAUUUAGAUGCUUUAGGAAUUUAGCAUUGUAGACUUCAAAUUAGAUGUUGGAGCAGACCAGACAGCAGUCAUUCUACUUUUAUAAUAUCUAUAACAUCUAAUUCCUGAUAGUCUUCCUCUGUAAAAAUGUAACAGCCAGAAGUUUCUAGAAUAAAAGCCAAACUGAACAUUUGUUGAACCUUUAGGUGAAUUAAAGCUACGAACGGCAGGCGCUACCCCUCAGGGGUGUCCACAUGAGGGAGGGGUCCUCCCCCAGGAGGAUUGACUAAUUCAAUGAAAAAGCACUUUUUUCAAAAUGCCGCUUUUCUGUUGGUUUAUCGCCAUAGCAACCAUUUUAUGUAUUGGUCACCUGGGAGUUUUUUUUAACCACGCCCACAUUGUUGAUGUGUCCGUGUCGUAUGUCACAUCAUUUCAUUCAGCAGGAGCCAACGAUUCAUGUAUCGACAAUGUUCCAGUAAAAAAAACACGUUUGAGCGACGGGAACGGCCCUUUUGAGAGCUGGAUAAUAAAGAUAUGAUGGCCUUGAUCAACAAA
Molecule: messenger RNA, 8864 nt
Organism: Oryzias latipes (Japanese medaka)
Lineage: Eukaryota; Metazoa; Chordata; Actinopteri; Beloniformes; Adrianichthyidae
Source: RefSeq, a predicted model, not a curated record